This is a messenger RNA of Abrus precatorius (Indian licorice), 729 nucleotides long. Its product is annotated as mental retardation GTPase activating protein homolog 4. The transcript has a single exon. Bases 1 to 729 code for a protein of 242 amino acids. Lineage: Eukaryota; Viridiplantae; Streptophyta; Magnoliopsida; Fabales; Fabaceae. The record is from RefSeq and is a predicted model, not a curated record.
AUGGUAUCUCUUGAACCUGUUCAGGGUAACCCCAGAUCUAGUGAUGCACCUUCAAGUCCUAGAAUAUCUUUCUCAGCAGAGUUCUUAGAUGAAAACAACUUCAUCUCCAUAAGUCCAAACUCUGAGUAUGAAAAAGACCAAGAGAAGGAACGUGAAAGAGCAAGGAAUGCUGACUUUGAGUUCCUUUCAAGCAACGUGAGUAACAACAAUACAGUGUUAACUGCUGAUGAGCUUUUCUUUGAAGGGAAGCUCCUUCCCUUUUGGCAGAUGCAGCAUCUAGAGAAACUCAACAAGAUCAGUCUGAAAGCAAAAGAUGGAGAGGAAGAAGAAGAAGAGGAAGAAGAGGAGGUGGUGAGCAACAAAGAGGAUAAUAGUAGAGUAAAUUGGUUUGUUGAUGAUGACCCAUCUCCGAGGCCACCAAAGUGCACUGUUCUAUGGAAAGAGUUAUUAAGGUUGAAGAAGCAACGUGCUUCUUCUUUGUCACCCUCUUCUUCUUCCUCGUCUUCAUCCUCUUGUGCAAGCUCACUUGGUGAUGUUGCUGCAAAAGAAGGGAAAGAAGGGUCGAGGAAUAAAGAGCAACAAACGAAGAGGGUAAAGAAAGGGUUGGAGAGGACAAGGUCAGCUACUAUUAGAAUUAGACCAAUGAUUAACGUGCCCAUUUGCACACAGGUGAAAAGCAGUGCCUUGCCCCCUCUUUUUCCACUUAAGAAAGGAAAAUUAGAAAGGUAA